UGUCCAGACUUAUACAGCUACAAUGAUUGAGAAACUCACUGCUGCAGUUUUAACUGCUUAUGGUAUCUAUUAUGCUGGCUAUUACCUGUCUAACCUGGCACGUCACCUGAGCCAGGUAUACAGAGGUGCCCAUCCUGGGAGCCCAGAACCAACAGCACACUCUCCUCUGGCUCCCAGUGCUCCUGGAGAUGAGACCAAAGUGGAGCAAAAUGACUGCAGGCCUUCAGCUGUGGUGACACCACAGUCUAAAUAUUCCAAGGCGAAAAUCAAGGCAGAGCUGCAUGAAACUCAGAGUGAUAUCAAGGCAGUGAAGAGGAAGAACAAGAAAGACAUGGAAAAAACUCAAGAUCACUGGAAUCUCUAUCAGAAGAGGGGCAAUCUACAAAACCAGGAGAGUGAAAGAGUGGCAACCACUCCAUUCAAAAAAAUUUCUCUCUCUCGUUCUUUACAGAACUUCACUAAGAAGCUGCGAGCAGGGCAGCAGGAAGCUCAGGCUACGUUCAAGGCAAAGAAAAAGAGGCUGGAGGAAGAAAUUAAAAUCAUUGAAGAGGAAAUUAGUCCCCUGCUUCAAGCUGUACAAAAACAAGUGGAGGUAUUGACAUCUCACCUGGCAGCCUGCAAAGGAUUACGGCACAUAGCUCGACACAAAAAACCCCGAGGUCGGCGUAAGACACAGGAGCGGUCCCAAUCGGAGAUGCUGCAGGUUGGGCAGGAACCAAAGAUGGUGCAUGAAAAGAGAGUUCAAUGGGAGGAGGUAGAACAUUAA
Ficedula albicollis (Collared flycatcher) is the source of this 766-nucleotide messenger RNA. RefSeq lists its product as uncharacterized. Bases 23 to 766 code for a protein of 247 amino acids. The record is from RefSeq and is a predicted model, not a curated record. The transcript is spliced from 5 exons. Lineage: Eukaryota; Metazoa; Chordata; Aves; Passeriformes; Muscicapidae.